Molecule: messenger RNA, 594 nt
Organism: Amoebophrya sp. A120
Lineage: Eukaryota; Dinophyceae; Syndiniales; Amoebophryaceae
Source: the annotation of a GenBank genome assembly
AUGGGAGCCGCAGCUACGUUGGUAGAACCUUCCCACCACGAUGGAACAAUCGUUGCAGCGACGUCGGAGCACGUUAGUGCUAGUGAUUUGGAAAAGCAAAAGACUACCCCCGGUGGAAAUGCAGGAGCCCCAGAAGUUGCGCCGGUCGUGCAAGGAGACAAACAACGCUGUCUUCCCGAAAGCGUCGUCGUCGAGAACCCGGGUUCUUUUUUCUACCACGAUUUAAUCAAGACUGCCUUGUUGUUCUUCUGUCUCGGGAUGGUCGCGGGGUUGCUACUCUUGUCGGAAACGCAUUCGCGACUGGGCUGUCACACGGUUUGUGAGUGAGGGAGAUAUUUCGAUUUGGAAUGCUUCUUUUCUUCCAACGGAACGGGAAUUUCAGAGUUCCUGCGGAAAGGGAGUUUCAGAAACCGCAACUAUGUAUGAAAACAACACGACUACAACGGCAAGAAAAACGGUAUAAAAGCGACAGAAACUACUUGAAAGACAAUAGAUGUGCGGCACAUGUUACGCCUCCAAAGAACAAAUCAAAAAGAAAAUGCAGAAACGACACUUCUUCGCGUCACACCUCACCUCGUGCGUUUCUCCUCAACG